AUGGAGGACAUAUACGCCGCCCUCGACGGCGAGAACAUCCUGCCCAAGCUCGCCUCGCAGCUGAGCCGGCAUCUCCUCUUCCCCCUGAUCGAAUUCGAGGCCGGCAAGGCGGACGAGAAGGGCGACGACGCCAAGGCCCGCCAGAUCCUGGCCGGCAAGAUCAAGCUGCUCGAGGACACCAACAUGGCCGACUACGUGGCCGAGCUGUACAAGGAGGCCAACAACGCCAGCGAGGCCCCCGCCGAGUACACGAAGAAGAGGAACGAGGUCAUCGCCCAGCUGGACAAGUACGAGCAGGAGACGGCGCGCAUCUCGGAGCUUUUGACCAUGGAGGAUGUCGUUACCAAUCUGCGGAGUGACAAGGUUGCCAACUUGGAGUUUCUGAAGAAGGAGCACAAGGUCACCAUCGAAAUGGUCAACGCUCUCUACGACUUUGGUCAGUUCCAGUUCCGCUGCGGCAACUACUCCUCUGCCGCCGAACUCCUCUACCAGUUCCGUGUCCUGUCCACCGACAACGACAAGGUGUUCCAGGCGACAUGGGGCAAGCUGGCGUCCGAAAUCCUGACCACCAACUGGGCCUCGGCCGUGGAGGAGCUGCUGAAGGUCAAGGAGGCCAUCGAGACCAACCUGUACAACAACACGCGCGCCCAGCUCGACCACCGCACCAUGCUCGUCCACUGGGCCCUCUUCCCCCUCUUCAACUCGGACACCGCGCGCGAGCCCAUCCUCGACCUCUUCUUCACCGCCCCCUUCAUCAACACCAUCCAGACCUCGUGCCCCUGGGUCCUGCGCUACCUCAUCGCCGCCGUCAUCACCGGCCGCUCGCGCACCCGCAACUCCAGCCAGAACCAGAAGCAGAUGAAGGACGUCGUCCGCUACGUGCGCCAGGAGGCCUACGAGUACAGCGACCCCAUCACCGAGUUCGUCUCCGCCCUCUACAUCGCCCACGACUUCAACGCCGCCCGCGAGGCCCUCGCCCGCGCCGAGCAGGUUUGCCGCGGCGACUUUUUCCUCGCCGCCACCGCCGACGCUUUUGUCGACGCCGCACGCCAUCUGAUUUGCGAGAGCUACUGCAAGAUCUUCAGCCGCAUGAACAUCCGCGACCUCUCCGCCAAGCUUGGACUCAACCCCGACGACGGCGAGAAGUGGAUCGUCAACCUGAUCCGCGAGACCCGCCUCGAUGCCAAGAUCGACUCGCGCGAGGGCACCGUGGUGAUGAACCACCCGCCCAACAAUGUGUACCAGCAGGUUAUCGAGAAGACCAAGGGCGGGUUCUUCCGUACGCAGGUUCUCAGCGCCGCUGUGUCCAAGUAG
Messenger RNA from Sodiomyces alkalinus F11, 1314 nucleotides. Its product is annotated as eukaryotic translation initiation factor 3 subunit E. Gene Ontology annotation, molecular function: translation initiation factor activity. The transcript is spliced from 2 exons. Gene Ontology annotation, cellular component: nucleus; cytoplasm; eukaryotic translation initiation factor 3 complex. Bases 1 to 1314 code for a protein of 437 amino acids. The record is from RefSeq and is a predicted model, not a curated record. Lineage: Eukaryota; Fungi; Ascomycota; Sordariomycetes; Glomerellales; Plectosphaerellaceae. Gene Ontology annotation, biological process: translational initiation.